Molecule: messenger RNA, 1123 nt
Organism: Penicillium canescens
Lineage: Eukaryota; Fungi; Ascomycota; Eurotiomycetes; Eurotiales; Aspergillaceae
Exons: 2
Coding region: 61-924 (287 amino acids)
Source: RefSeq, a predicted model, not a curated record
CAACUCCGAACUUCUUAACUUGUUGACCACUGGCUGAUACCCAGGAUCUCUUGUAUUAACAUGUCUACUCCUACGCUGAUCAACUUGCCACCUCCCCCGUCGGACCCUGUCACCCCGUCCGAUAUGGGACCAGGCACUCCCAAUUCUGGCACCACUUCCCUAUCCGCGCUGUCCACCACAGCCAUCAAGGAUGGCCACCAGGGCGAACCAUUUCCCCACGGCCGCCACGCGCACCAGUCCUCUGCUUCCACAUCCUCCACAACAACCCUAGAAGCCGAGCGCGCAGAUCGCAUCUCCCGCCUAGCUGGUCUCGAGCGGGUCGCAACAGCACGUGCGGGCGGCCAGUCCAACGCGCCCACCUCAUAUGCACCAGGAUACUUCGAAAGCCAAGCCAUGAAGGAGCGAAGCACAGUUGGCAGCGCCAGCGCCACGGGGAGUAUCGGCGGCCGCACAACCUGGGCGAGUGGAAGCGAUGCAUUUGACGCAGACAAAAUGAGUGAAGAUCACGACCCGGAUGAUGGAACCUCGAGCGUGAGCAAUAUCAGUGAUGAGGGCAAUGCCAGUCUUGUAGGAUUCGGUGAGGGCGCCAACAGUACGAUCAGUGGACCGACCUCUCGUCCUGCCGGAUUGAACCGCUUGUCCUCUGGAGGUCCUGGGGCGCGUCCGACUUCGAUGAGCAGCACUGUUAGCCGGCCCAACCCUCUUGCCUCUUACCUUCAGCAGCAACAGUAUCAUGCUGGCGAAAGCUCGAUGAGGUCCCCUUCUCCUGCUGGAUCGAGUACCCCCGAGCCUAUGAAUGAGGAUGCUCGUAUGGUGAAUGGUAUGACGUUUGAUCCCGAUGUGAUUGAUACUACUGCCAGAACCCCGCGUCUGGCUACUCCAUCUGCGCACAGCAAUGGAUUUGGCUCACCAGGCCGGGACUAGAAUGGGUGUCUCCAAGGUUGUUAGAUCAAGAAAUUACGAAUGGCGUUUUUGCUUUCUUUGGGCUCUGCUUUCAGGUACCAAUGGCAAUGUAUGUAAUUCUACAGGGAUCCCUGAGAAGGUCGGUGGAUAUGACUGACGUGUAGGAGAGGAGUAUUGACUUUAAUGCAAGCUAUUUAUCUCUAUGGACUCUACUCUGUGG